Messenger RNA from Neomonachus schauinslandi (Hawaiian monk seal), 5191 nucleotides. It is a transcript of the gene ACSL1, whose product is annotated as acyl-CoA synthetase long chain family member 1. Gene Ontology annotation, molecular function: arachidonate-CoA ligase activity. The record is from RefSeq and is a predicted model, not a curated record. Gene Ontology annotation, cellular component: membrane; endoplasmic reticulum. Bases 1561 to 3657 code for a protein of 698 amino acids. Gene Ontology annotation, biological process: long-chain fatty acid metabolic process; long-chain fatty-acyl-CoA biosynthetic process; very long-chain fatty acid metabolic process. The transcript has 20 exons. NCBI's taxonomy places the organism in Eukaryota, Metazoa, Chordata, Mammalia, Carnivora, Phocidae.
UGUGUGUGUGCGCGCGCCUACACAGAGCUGUUGUAGCACAAGACUGUCUGAGCUGAGCAAAUAUACUACAGGAUUGGUGGCCAGUGAAAGCUGAAUCCUCUGCUACCCGAUUAAAAAAAAAAUGAACGAUAGUAUAGGUUGAAAUGUAAAGAUGUCUGUAUUUGAAAAAAAAAAAUUAUCUUCAGCCUUGUGACCUAGCUAUUUAAAAGAACAUAUAAUAAGUAGCUCACAAAUACCUUCUGAAUGAUAGCUAAAACGUUAGCACUUGGCGGGUUGGCAGGCUGUUUUUGAGAAAAGCCUUCAGAGCAUUUACUAUGAUGCCCUUCCCUUUACUGUCAAAGGCGCUUUAAAGCACUUCUUCAUCAAUAGUUUUCUCGUUAGAAUUACUCUUAUUUAUUAUCUGUACUGCACACUUUUUAUAAUGAUGUAUAUAUAAGUUGUCUGUAACAUCCAGUGUGAGGCUUUUCAUCUAGUUUUCUUCUGUGUGUUUUUGGCUUCUUAAUUUUGUUUGUAAACUCUUUGUGGGCAAGCGUUGUUUUUAAUUAACUCUAUCCCUUCCUGUUCUGCACACAGGACUAAUCACAGAAUCUUGGUAGGUGAAAUAAUGGUAGUACCUAGAAUGUAUUGAGCAGUUUCUGGUGCCCCAUGCCAUUCUAAGCUGUCGGUGUAAAUCAUUUAGUCAUUAUAAAAGCCCCACGAGAUUGCUACUAUUUUCAGCCUCCAUUUAUAGGGAAACAAGGCUCAGGGAGGCGAAGUAGCGUGUCCCCAAUCCUACAGCUAAUAAGCUGGGAAGACAGGAUUUGGCUCUUGAAUCUGGGAUCUUAAGUACCAUUCUGUACUUUUUCUCAGAUACUAUGCUGCAAUCUCUCUCUAGAUAUUUGGUGGUUGGUUUAAAGUUUAUGUGCACCCUUUUAUCAUUAUAAUAUUUUAGCUAUAGUAUCUCAAGGAAUAUAAAGGAGAUUGUUUGAUCAGAAUAGCGAACUACAGUUGCCUUGCAUUUGUAUUGCUGCUUUUGUGGUACAGAGUAUGGGGAAGGUGAGAGGCACGUUGGAAUUUAGGUUGGUGUGUUUUACCCAUUGGGAGCUAGUUCUGAGAUGCGUGGGAAGAAGCAGGCGCGGACGGCCGUUAGGUGGUGUGGGCUUAUUUGUACUUCUGUCUCUUUCUUCUCAUUAGCCAUGAUAAGGAGAGUUGAGUGUAUCUGAUCAGGUGGAAGAGAACAGAGACGGUAUCAGGGAAGAAGGUGGUAACUUACGCCACUUGAGCGUGUUGUGACAAGAAUUCUUCGUGAGCGAAACCUUUUUAAUGUGGGGAAUGGAAGCUCGACACAAAAUGAUAGACAUAAAAUGAAUUUCUAAAGGGUUUUUAGAGAAAUGACAUUUGACAGCCAAGAAAAGAGCUGGACCAUUAGACUGUGGGCUUAAUGCCUUGAUCGGUCAGCCAGGCAUCAAGCCGGAUGGCUGGCCUUUGGGAAUUCUGGAGACAAGUCUUGCCUUCCUGAGAGGAAUGUGACAUUUUUCUCUUUUGACAGAAUUCAGCUUAGGGAACCACCAACACGGGACGAUGCAAGCCCACGAGCUGUUCCGGUAUUUUCGAAUGCCAGAGCUGGCUGACUUCCGACAAUACGUUCGCACGCUGCCGACCAACACGCUCAUGGGCUUUGGAGCUUUUGCAGCGCUCACCACCUUCUGGUACGCCACGAGGCCCAAAGCCCUGAAGCCACCAUGCGACCUCUCCAUGCAGUCUGUGGAGGUGGCGGGUAGUGAUGGUGCUCGGAGAUCCCCGCUACUGGAUAGCGAUGAGCCCUUGGUGUAUUUCUACGAUGACGUCAGAACCUUAUAUGAAGGCUUCCAGAGGGGCAUCCAGGUGUCAAAUAAUGGCCCAUGUUUAGGCUCUCGGAAGCCAGACCAACCCUAUGAAUGGCUUUCAUACAAACAGGUUGCAGAGAUAUCCGAGUGCGUGGGCUCAGCACUCAUCCAGAAGGGCUUCAAGGCUGCCCCGGAUCAGUUCAUUGGCAUCUUCGCUCAGAACAGACCCGAGUGGGUGAUCAUUGAACAGGGAUGCUUUGCUUACUCUAUGGUGGUCGUUCCCCUCUAUGAUACCCUUGGAACAGAAGCAAUCACCUACAUAGUCAACAAAGCUGAACUCUCUCUGGUUUUUGUUGACAAGCCAGAGAAGGCCAACCUCUUAUUAGAUGGUAUGGAAAAUAAGUUAACACCAGGCCUUAAAACCAUUGUCCUCAUGGACUCCUAUGGCAUCGAUCUGUUGGAACGAGGCAAAAGGUGUGGUGUGGAAAUCACCAGUAUGAAGGCAAUGGAGGACCUGGGAAGAGCCAACAGACAGAGGCCUAAGCCUCCAGCACCUGAAGAUCUUGCGGUCAUUUGUUUCACCAGUGGUACUACAGGCAACCCCAAAGGAGCACUGAUCACUCAUCGAAAUGUAGUGAGCGACUGUUCAGCUUUUGUGAAAGUCACAGAGACAGUUCUUGCCUUGAAUGCCAGUGACACACACAUUUCGUUUUUACCACUUGCACACAUGUAUGAGCAGCUGCUUCAGUGUGUAAUGCUGUGUCAUGGAGCUAAAAUAGGAUUUUUCCAAGGAGAUAUCAGGCUGCUUAUGGAUGACCUCAAGGCACUUCAACCCACAAUCUUUCCUGUGGUCCCCAGACUGCUGAACCGGAUGUUUGACCGAAUUUUUGGGCAGGCAAACACCACGCUGAAGCGAUGGCUGCUGGACUUCGCCUCUAAGAGGAAAGAAGCAGAGCUUCGCAGUGGCAUCGUUAGAAACAAUAGCCUGUGGGACAGACUCAUCUUCCACAAAAUACAGUCGAGCCUGGGAGGAAAAGUCAGGCUGAUGAUCACAGGAGCCGCGCCCGUGUCCGCCACCGUGCUGACGUUUCUGAGAGCAGCGCUCGGCUGUCAGUUUUAUGAAGGCUACGGACAGACCGAGUGCACCGCCGGUUGCUGUCUGACCAUACCUGGGGACUGGACAGCAGGCCAUGUUGGUGCCCCAAUGCCUUGCAACCUUAUAAAACUUGUGGACGUGGAAGAAAUGAACUACUUGGCUUCCAAGGGCGAGGGUGAGGUGUGUGUGAAAGGGCCCAAUGUAUUUAAAGGCUACUUGAAGGACCCAGUGAAAACAGCAGAAGUUCUGGACAAAGACGGCUGGUUACACACGGGGGACAUUGGAAAGUGGCUUCCAAAUGGUACCUUGAAGAUUAUCGACAGGAAAAAGCACAUAUUUAAACUGGCACAGGGAGAAUACAUAGCACCUGAGAAGAUUGAGAAUAUCUACCUGCGAAGUGAACCUAUCGCUCAGGUGUUUGUCCAUGGAGAAAGCUUGCAGGCAUUUCUCAUAGCAAUUGUGGUACCAGAUGUUGAGACAUUAUGUUCCUGGGCCCGAAAGAAAGGAUUUGAAGGCUCCUUUGAGGAACUGUGCAGGAACAAGGACGUCAAAAAAGCCAUCCUGGAAGACAUGGUGAGGCUUGGGAAGGAAUCUGGCCUGAAACCAUUUGAACAGGUCAAAGGCAUUAGUCUCCACACUGAAUUAUUUUCUAUCGACAAUGGCCUCCUGACUCCAACGAUGAAGGCAAAACGGCCCGAGCUUCGGAAUUAUUUCAGGGCACAGAUAGACGAACUUUAUUCCACCAUCAAAGUUUAAUGCCAGGAAGAAACUACACCCCUCCGCAGUCUCCUGCUGAUGGCCUUCACGUUGGUAAUUUUGACUAGAGUGCGCGUAGGAAAGGGAGCGUCCACGUUUGACUUGUGCAUUCGGGGUUCUCGCCAUAGGAAUUUCAGAGGACACGGAACACUGCCUUACGGUCACCUCCUGUUGCAGACCAUGUAUAUGGUGAUACACAAUUUCCAAAAUGAGCCUUAAAAUCGUAAAGGGGAAACGAUCCACGUGCUAAGUUAUUUGAGACUUCCUCUGUUUAAAAAAAAAAAAAAAGGGCGGUGAAAACUUCUGUCUCCCAGUUUUCUAACCAAGGGAUUAGGACUUCACUAUUUCUGAGAUGUCUGCUACUUGCUGCAGAUUCUGCCGCUCUGCAAGGUACAGUGCACUGGAGGGAAGCUGUCCCUUCAAAGCAAGAACUGUCCCAGCUGGAGAACAUGGCAAGCGGGCCAGAGAUUUUUUUAAACCCCUGCCUCCUCGCCUUCCCCACUUCACACGCGCUCCGACGAGCCUUCUGCUGUCGGGUCCGGAGCGGCGCGUGCUUCUCAGCAGUCCCUGUUGUCCUGUAGGAGCAAAAGGUUCCCAGGGACGGAGAGAACACAUCCGACUCAGAACAGCACAGACGUCGUCUCGGAUGAAUGGGCGCUCACCUGAGCGAGCGGCUUCUGGUGCCCGCGGAGCAGAAUGAUCUCAGACCCUCUUCUCCAGACCCGAUUCCCGUCCCCCACCCCCCACUACUCCCUCCCAGGGGUUAUUAAAAAAUCUGACUUAGACUCUGCAGUGAAGACAGGCAUUUCAAGAAGGAAAUAAUUACCUGGAUCGCCGAUGCUCAACUGUGACGCCUCAUGAACUGUCCCCUUUAUCAUCGCUGAACCAGUCAUUCUUUGUGAUGGCCAACGGAUUUUUAAUGUGGUUUUCAUAUCAAAAGAUUGUGUUGUGAUUAAGUGGCUUUUUCCACCCCCAAAUGAAUUCUCAGGCAGGGCAUGUCUUUAAACCUAUUAAGGGAAUAGAUAUACUUGGGUACUUAUUGAAAUGGACAGUAAUAAGCAAAUGGUCUUAUAAUGCUACCUGAUUUUUAUGAAAUGUGUUUGACAAGCCAAAAUUCUAGGAGGUAGAAAUCUGGAAAACUCAUUUUCUGGGAUUAACUUCUCAAGGGAUUUUUUUAAAAAAAGAAAAAGUUAAUUUGGGAAUUUAGCUGCAUUUCACUUGACUGCAAGUCUUUGCUACGUGUGACUGAAUUAAGUUGUCAUUUAUAUAUUGAAAGCAGCUGGUUUUGGCUUUGUGAGAGUUCCGUGUAUUAUACAAGCACGACGGGGUUGGCACCGAAGAACUGUCAUCAUAGUAACACUAUUUGGUAGCCUAACUUCAUAUGUGUGUUCUUCAUUGCACAAAAAGUCAGUAAUUUGUCACCUUGGGGUUUUGAAUGUUUGCUUUAAGUGUUGGCUAUUUCUAUGUUUUAUAAACCAAAACAGAAUUUCCAAAAACAAUGAAGGAAACCAAAAUAAAUAUUUCUGCAUUUCAA